AGCUACGAAUAUUCCAAGCUAAAUUCUCCACAUAACUCACUUUAUAUUUGAUUCUUUCACCUUUCCACUUCUCACUAAAAUUCUCAUCAAUCACUAAAACAGUUCUCAUCACUACAUCAAUGGCGAUUUUCUCAAGAACCAAACGUGUCACGGACGCAUUUGACGACGACGCUAAGGCUCGUAUCUUCAGUAGCCACGGAUGCGGCAUCUUAGACCAAGAUUCUCCUCCACUCUGCGAGCUCGUACACGGGUUUCUCGAGGAUGCUCCCGAAGAGACAUUCUACAACUCUGACUCCGACCUGCCUGAGAAUUCUGUAGUAGAACGUCCUUGUGAAGAUAGUGAGGAGAUCUUGAAGAUGGCCGUGAGCUUCUCCGAUUCCGAUCCUUAUCGGAAUCUAUUGUUAGGUCACGUUUUGAGAGCCGUGGAGGUAUAUUCCGGUUUUAGGUCAAGGAACAAAUCUGUUUUCCGGGACAAGGUAGCUUCGUUUCUACGAGAGCUCGGCCACAACGCGGCGGUUUGUGUUUCAAAAUGGACCUCAUCGGCCAAACUCAUCGCCGGAAGUUACCAUUUCAUUGACGUCGUUUACAAGCCGUCAGAUAAUGAUCAGACGACCGUCCGUUACUUCGUUGAUCUAGACUUUGCUUCCGAGUUUGAGAUCGCAAGGCCAACACGAGAAUACACGCGUGUGUUGCAGUUGCUGCCUAACGUUUUUGUGGGGAAAGAAGAAAAUCUGAGGACGAUCGUGAGAGAGUCAUGUGACGCGGCGAAGAGGUCGUUGAAGAGCCGUGGCUUGUCUCUCCCACCGUGGCGGAGAAGCUCUUACUUACAGCACAAGUGGUUUGGUCCGUACAGAAGAAAGGUGGGAUCUAGUUUGGGAGCGAAGCUGUUAAAUAAUGACGCCGUUAGCUGCCGAUCUUUAGGGUUUGAUGACGGCGCCGUCAACACUCGUUUGUUCAUCAGGGCAUGAUCCAUAAAUGUAGUAUGGAGUAGACUAGUAUAAAGUGUAGGCGAAUAG
This is a messenger RNA of Arabidopsis arenosa, 1016 nucleotides long. Lineage: Eukaryota; Viridiplantae; Streptophyta; Magnoliopsida; Brassicales; Brassicaceae. The record is from the annotation of a GenBank genome assembly.